AUGUAAUAAUAAGACGAUAUUGAAAUAUAAAAAGAAGUGACCAAACCAAAAAAUAAGGUUAAGAAAAGCAAAGAACGAUUAAUUAUAAAUGUUUCCAGUUCUUAAUACCCUGUGAUUCGGUAUGUUGGUAAAAAGAUGUUAGAUUGGAAAAUUUAGAAAGACGAGAAUGCUACAAAUUGGGAUGUUUGGUGGACUGAUGGAGCCGUAUUCUCAGAUCUUUUGGGGAGAAUGAACGCCCAUCAAAAAGUUAACCAUUUCCCUGGAAUGUAUAGUUUAGCUCGUAAAAAUCAUCUGGGAAGGAACUUAAUGAAGAUGCAUAAAUAGUUUCCUUAAGCAUAUAAUUACUUCCCUUACACUUGGUUAUUGCCAGCAGAAUUAAGUGAUUUCAGAGCAAAUAUUGGCAAGAAUAAAACUUUUAUCAUCAAGCCUGAGGCUUCAUGCCAAGGCAAGGGGAUUAUGCUGGUUAAGGAUUCAGAAGGCCUUUCAAUUCAUGAACAUUAUGUUGCUUAAAGAUUACUUGAGCAAUCCUUUAUUUGA
Paramecium tetraurelia is the source of this 537-nucleotide messenger RNA. RefSeq lists its product as uncharacterized. Lineage: Eukaryota; Ciliophora; Oligohymenophorea; Peniculida; Parameciidae. The record is from RefSeq and is a predicted model, not a curated record. Gene Ontology annotation, biological process: microtubule cytoskeleton organization; protein polyglutamylation. Gene Ontology annotation, molecular function: tubulin binding; tubulin-glutamic acid ligase activity. Gene Ontology annotation, cellular component: cilium. The transcript is spliced from 3 exons.